Molecule: messenger RNA, 274 nt
Organism: Staurois parvus
Lineage: Eukaryota; Metazoa; Chordata; Amphibia; Anura; Ranidae
Source: the annotation of a GenBank genome assembly
CUGAUAGGUGGCACUGAUUGGCAUUGAUAGGUGGCACUGACUGGAACUGCUGGGUGACACUGAAAGGCAGCUCAGAUGGUCACUGAUAUGUGGCAUUGAUGUGCAUUGGUAGGCACUGAUAUGUGGCAUUGAUGUGGCACUGAUGGGCACUGACAGGUGGCACUGCUGGGGCUACACUGAUCAUCAGGGCACACUGAUCAUCAGUGCCCUGCGGCUCUCCUCUCGAGCUGUCAGCGUUACAGCUUGUGAGGAGAAAAAUGCCGAUAACCGGCAU